This is a messenger RNA of Hylaeus anthracinus, 11975 nucleotides long. RefSeq names its product eye-specific diacylglycerol kinase (gene rdgA). Gene Ontology annotation, molecular function: ATP-dependent diacylglycerol kinase activity; protein binding. Gene Ontology annotation, biological process: diacylglycerol metabolic process; lipid phosphorylation; intracellular signal transduction. The record is from RefSeq and is a predicted model, not a curated record. Lineage: Eukaryota; Metazoa; Arthropoda; Insecta; Hymenoptera; Colletidae. The transcript is spliced from 11 exons. Bases 4116 to 8099 code for a protein of 1327 amino acids.
GACAACAUAAACCGCGUAUUCGUCGUAGGAUGUUCUAGCAAUGGAGCAUUUGAAGGUUUCUGAACCACGAAAUUGGCGGGUAUUAUUCAAAUACAUUCGGAGCAACCUAAUAAAGUUGAAAUUAAUCAAACACCGUCAAACUUCGCGUCUUUCAAUCUGGUUCGGAAAUUUCUACAUUUUCGUAUACGUUAACCACUUUUAGUACUGUCGGAACAUACAUCAACUCCAGACAGUGAAGAUCACACAUACCUACGGUUACAGUCCCUCUCCUUAACCACCGCCGACAUUACCAGACACAAAUCAACCCGAGACAACGGAAACCAAUCGUUCAUCGUGGAUUGUUCUAACAAUCUAGCAUCGGGAAGUCUCUCGGGCGCGAAAUUGACUCGCGUUACACAAAUACGCGCAGGUAACAACCGGACGAAAUUAAAAUCAAUCAAUCACUGGCAAACCCGACUCGACCCUAACGAUCUCCCCGUCGGAAAGGUUCCUCAAACAUCGUCGAAAGAUCAGGUCGCGGCCACCCGGAAGCGGGUGGCAACGUCUCAGAAAUUCACGGUCCGCGUCGACAGACAAAGGCGGAGGUUCGCAGAUAUCGGGAGGGAAAAAAAGAAGAAGGAAAGCCAUCCAGCCCCGUCGUAGUCGACGGAAUAUCUCUCCCGUAGGAGCGGGUGAGAGGCUCUCCACACACGUGUCUGCCCUUCCUGCGUCACACGUUUUCCCCGAUACUCGGCCGCGUAGCGCAAUCUCCAAUUCGUCGUUCGCGGCAUCGGUGUUUCUCGUUCCCGUGUGGGUGUGCACGUUACAGACGGGAUCCGUCGGGAGGGCGCAUGUCUGACCGACGACGGCUAGGAGGGCGCGAGCAAGAGGGUAAACGCGAGGGUUAGAGGAAGACGAGAGCCCAGUGUUAACCCCCACUUUGCCUCUCGCGGCAUCCGGCACUGCCGAGCCCUGGUCACUAGUCCGACCAGUCUACCCUGUCACGGCAUUCUACGCGUACUCGUUCGUCGGGACUCCUCUUGGUCGCUCUUCUCGUGAUCGAUUGCAAAAACAAAUAAAACGAACGGAAAAAAAUAAUAAGAAGAGAAGAAACGGCCGAGAUCACGUUCGGGCGCGUCGCGUGGUCGGCGUCGCGAUCGAGACGAUAAACGCCGCGAUACGGUCCGCGUGCACGCUCCGCGAGGACGGAGGCCGUUGAUCGGCGAUCGUUUCGUCGGAUCGACGGUAUUCCCGUCGGCGCGACGAUGCUCGUCUAGGAGGAGCUACUAGUCGCUCGCGUGGGAAGUCGACUCGCGACUCCCAUUAACGCUGAACGUCGAAAUCUCAUCCCAACACCGUCGAAGCUGCUGUUAGACAGCGAAGCUAAUCCUAGAUUCGGAAGGUAGCAGUCGGAGUCACUUUCUAUCAAAUCCUAUCAAAUCUUAUCAAAUCUUUCGAAGGAAAAAAUCGUCCUGCGUUGAAACGUUUGGAAUGCGUUUCAGUUUCCCUUUAAGGUUCGGUAGCACGCGGCUGGAUCGAAUCGAAGGUAGCCAGCCGGCGUCCGAGAAACCUUGACGGCAGUGAUAUGGAGAUCACCUGAGACCACCACGUUCGACGUAGCCUGUCCAUCGUCGGAAUUUUAUGGGAUUUCGAUCGACGUGAUUACCGCGCGUCGCUGAGAAAUUAAGUUACCGGUGCUGGAAGCUCGAUCGAUGCUGGUAGUUGCUCGAGAGUAGAGUGUCACGACGCGCGAGAGGGAGAAGUGGUCGCGAAGAAAGUGAGGCAAAAGUUCGUCGAGGUGUUCGACGACCUCACGUGCGUCGAGGUUCGCCGAGGUCGUCGACGGUUCCUGGUGGACGCGUGACCUUCGACUAUGGUUCACGCGUCGAUGACCAACGCGCUCGAUCCUGGUCUGUCGAACCUGGAACACUCGAGGAUCGUAUCGAUCGAGAUCCUCUGUCGCGAUUUCAGAAGAGAUUAACGGGAGCGUCGAGGGUUCCGUUAGAUAUCGGGAACAAACUCGUGAGUGGUUGGUUCUAAACGUUCGACGAAAGCGGGAGAGGGUUAGGACUUCGAGAACGACCCGGUUAGCUUCCCAAAGGCUAAUUGGCGUCACUUAUCUUUCAGACCAGAGAGCCGUACAACGGGGUGGUUCGAGCUUUCGAAGUUUGCCCUUGUAUCAGAGGCUGAUCAGCUCUCGCGUGCGUUCCAUUUGAUCCACGUAUCAGUCUCUGGCCAUCGGAUGCUGUGUACACGGACAGAGUGGAUACAUUUCGACCAUUAACGCGCCGGAUUCGUUUAGCAUCGCGCGCCGGAGAUUCGGGGAAUAAUCCCUUUGACUUCAAAGACACCUGGACCGGAGCGGAGUAAUCAGCGCGUCCUUGUGCCAAUUUGUACAUGCUUGAUUCGAGUGUCGAGGGAAUGGACGUUUGACUUGUCUCCUUUGAAGGGUUUGAAGUCGAGGAGAGUAAUCGUUGCGGUAUCGAGCUUCUAAUUGUUUAUUAUCUGUGAGAUUUAACCAAAACACCUGAAGCAAACGCUAAUGGAUAUACGGAUCGAUUUGGUUUCGUAAUAUCGAAAAACCCGGCAUGGUGACAUUAUCCAAGACUUAAGUGCGGAUGAAAACUGUUGACCACUGAAACAUUCAGAAGUAGUUGUUUAUUAUAAGAUCGGUUGUUUUUGAAGAAGUCGGAGUCAAGGAAAACAAUCGUCACAGCGUGGAACAUUCGUUUGAACUGUUUAUUCCCUGUGUCUAUAGACGACCACUAAAAAAUAUCCAGAAAUGUCUGUUCGUUAUAAAACUGGUCGCCUUUGAAGUACUCUAAGAGAAUAAUCGUCACGACCGUUUAUUACCCGUAAGACGUAACCAAGACACCCUGAAGCACACGUUAACGAAUAACCGAAUUGAUCUGGUUUCGUAAUAUCGAACCAUUCAGCUGACGUUGUCCAAGCCUCUAUAUAAAAACUGUUACAGAAGAUCACUGAAACACCCAGAAGUAUCCGUUUACAACGAGUUGCCCUUGAAAGAAGAUCUCGCGGUGUUCCCACGUGUGUAAACGUCUCCAACCGUGGCGAGAUUACAUCGAGGCGAAGCCGACGAUUAAGGGGAAUAGCUGGGAAUAAAGCUCAUCUUCUAGCGCGGGCGGAGGCAGCGCGUUUAAUUCGAGAAAGUGCGUUCAUCGGAAGCGGUGACGAGGAAAUUCCGUCGAGUUGGAAAAGGAGCGGUUCGAGGACGUCGUUUCCACGUGGCUAUGUCCCGGAUCGGAAUGUAAUUUCAAACGAUAGAUCCCCGACACCGUCGAAGGUGGACUACGCGAGACCUUGCGACUCGGUGUUUGCGUCACGGUCCCAGGAUUACAGACAUUGAUCGAGCUACGUAAACAGAGUUGAAGUGACUCCGGUAACUCCGGAUAUUCGAGACGAAGCGAGCCAUCGCGACGGUAGUUUUUCAUUAACUGCGACGGAGAUUCCUUACGGUAGUAAAGAGGCGAAAAUUGAACUCCUCUUGGGCGGUGAAACUCUAACAGACACCUCAUGCUAUUUUAAUAUUAUUCCGAAACAGGGUAGCUCGGUCGUGUUUCUUAAAAGAUCGUUUUAGGAACGGAUCAAGCAGUAGACAAUCACGGAUGUCCGAUUCGCGACAUCUCUGUAACCCAACGAGAGACCAAUCGUGAAGUAUACCGAAUCCUCUCCGAAUUCCACCGCAAGCAAUCCCAGCGGAAAAUUGAAACGGGAUCGAGCUUGGCGCAAGGGAAGAAUUGGUUCCAGCAUAUCUCGCGACGUCCCCGAUCUCCAGCCGAAGGAUCUCGCUAAAUCGAAGGCGUGGCAAGCCCGAUAACGAGCGUUGAGGUCACUUAUGAUGGGCUGCAGACCGGCAGCUAAGUCGAAGGUGGAGGAAGGGUGCGGUCGCGGGGAGUCCGAGGCGGUUUCCUCGUCGCCUAGGUGUACCGAGGUCAUCGAGCUUCCCAGCGAGACGACGAUCAUUCAGAAGAGAGAGGAUCGGGGUUCGAGUAGCGCAGGUGACACGGAGGAGGAGGAAGAGGAGGGAGAGCUGACAAGGGAACGAUCGCAGUGGACGUGGUACGAGUUAUCCGUCGACGGAGACGCGUCAAACUUCAGAUAGCUGCCAAGUGAGGAUGCAGAGGCUGCGCUCGACCUUCAAGAGGUCGCGCACCCCGACGGGAGCCGAGAUGAAGUCGCAGUCGAGCCUCGAGGUACCCAAGCAGGUCAGAUCGGCUUCGUUCGACGAGAUCCAAUUGGAAGCGAAGCGCCAAGACGAUGUACGGGACGCCAGGUCCACCAGGACGACCUCUUCGUCGUCUUCCUCCUGUUCGCCGGCUAGAUCGCAGGACUCUUCGCGCGGGAAACGAUCCGCGACGCUUAGGGUGCCACAGUUGCAGAGCGGUCAACGAUCAAAGAGCUUCGACGUCUGCGAGAGAAGUUAUGGCUCGUCCUCCAGCCAACAAUCCCUCAGCAGCGUCCGACGCCCGGAGACGCCGACUAUUCAGGUCUCCGGUUGUUAUCACUGUGCCUGCGUCGAGGAGUACAAGAGCCUCUACUCCAGCAGGGACGACGACGACCCCUCGUCCAGGGAGGACGAGGUGGCCGAGGACGCGGAUGACACCUCGGACGACGAGGACUCCGAGUUGGAUCCCAAGAGCGAGGGUAGCCCUGAGAUCAGAGUCACCCUGAUGACGUUUCCUGAAAAAGAGCCGGAGGUUCGGAACACGGAACCUCCUGCUGUAACGGAAGUCGUUCACCAAGUCGUCCCUCAAGUCGUACAGGAGGAGAACGUCGAUAGCAGAGAGUUCACGGGUGGGUUAUUUCCGGAGAGACAACGCAGAAGGUCGAUCGCCUCCCCUAAGUUGUCGCGACAGGAGGCCCUGACCUCGUAUCCCGUCGAGCUGCCCACGCUGGUCAGCUCGACGGAGGAAGAGGAGAAACCAGACGACGACGACGACGACGACGACGAAGAUGAUAAUCUUGGGGCCAGCAAGUGCAAGUUCGUCGUCAGGGACAUCUUCCUGACGGUCCCCGAGCUUAAGAGAGACCGAGCAGCCUCCGUGGACUCCUGCUUCAACAACAAGAAUGGGAACGUGGAGGACGCGGACACCUUGGCUGUACCUCAGCAGAGUAUACGCUCGAAGAGCGUCGAUAUCGUUCUGCCCACCGAGGCGCAGACGAGGUACACUGCUCUGCUGCCUGGCACCGAGGCUCGACCUACAAGAGGAGGGAGAGAAGAGGGAGGGACGAGUGGCGGCCACCGUGAACCUCGAUCCACGCCCGAUUGGGGUCCUGGUGCAAUUAAUGGGGAACAUCUUUGGGUACCGACGUCAGCUUCUGGUGACUUCUGUUACGUCAACGAUUGCUCGAAACAUGGGCCACGGAUGAAAUGCGCCGCUUGUCGGGUGGUGGCACACGCGGUGUGCGCGACCAGUCUCAAUUUCGCCUGUAAAUCGAGCUUCCGCGACGUGGGUGUCCGACAGUAUCGCGAGCAGACGAACACGCACCACCACUGGGUCCAUCGGCGUUCGCAAAAGGGGAAAUGUGGUAAUUGCGGGAAAUCGUUCCAAUCGAAGCUGAGCUUCACCUCCAAAGAGAUCGUCGCCGUGAGCUGCAGCUGGUGCAAGGCAGCCUUUCACAACAAAGAAGCAUGUUUCAAUGUUCAGAAGAUCGGCGAGAACUGCGAGCUGGGUUGUCACUCGUCCAUAAUCGUGCCACCAUCUUGGAUCGUCAAGCUGCCACGGAAGGGUAGCUUCAAGAGCAGCCUAAGGAAAUCCCCGCGCAAGAAGAAGUCUGGCGAGAGGAAGAAGUCGAAGGACAAGGACAAGGACAAGGAGCAGGAUAAAGACCAGGGAAGGCUGUGGGUGGUGAAACCGAUACCGACCCCUUCCGUGAAGCCGGUGUUGGUGUUCAUCAACCCAAAAUCGGGCGGUAAUCAAGGGGCGAAGCUGCUGCAGAAAUUCCAGUGGCUCUUGAACCCGAGACAGGUCUUCGAUCUGACGCAGGGUGGACCCAAAAUGGGCCUGGAAUUAUUCAAGUCGGUUCCUAAUCUUCGAGUUCUCGCGUGUGGUGGUGACGGUACUGUCGGUUGGGUGCUGUCAAUCCUGGAUCAGAUCGGCGCCACUCCGCCUCCGGCAGUCGGUGUCCUUCCACUUGGCACUGGAAACGAUUUGGCAAGAGCUUUGGGAUGGGGAGGUGGUUACACAGACGAGCCAAUCGGAAAGAUUCUGUCGAAUAUAGGAGAAAGCGACACCACGCUACUGGACAGAUGGCAGCUGGUCGUCGAGAGGAAUCCCGAUGCCCAGGGCGACGAGGACAACGGCAAGGGCAAAGAGAAUCUACCUCUGAAUGUCGUUAAUAAUUACUUCUCCCUGGGCGUGGAUGCUUACAUCGCCCUCGAAUUUCACGAGGCCCGAGAGGCGCAUCCAGAAAGGUUCAACUCGCGACUGCGAAACAAGAUGUAUUACGGUCAGAUGGGCGGCAAGGAUCUCGUUAGACGAAAAUGGAAGGACCUCUCGGAAUUCGUAACGUUGGAUUGCGAUGGCCAGGACAUGACGCCGAAAUUGAAGGAGCAUCGUGUUCACGCCAUAGUCUUCUUGAACAUCGCCUCGUACGGUGGUGGUACGCAUCCUUGGGGUGCUGCGAGUGGAACCAAGGAACCAUCGACGGAGGAUGGACUGAUCGAGGUGGUUGGUUUAACUACCUACCAGCUGCCACUCCUUCAAGCAGGUGGACAUGGCACCUGCAUAGCUCAAUGCAGCACGGCUAAGCUAGUUACCACGAGGACCAUUCCAAUGCAGGUCGACGGUGAAGCCUGUCGCCUGUUGCCAUCCAUCAUCGAGAUGAAACUGUUGAACAAGGCUACCAUGUUGGCGAAACGAAGGAACGCCGGCAAGUCGCACCGCGACGUCGUUCAGUUGGAGAGAUUGAAAUUGCCAGUGAUGAAGAUAAAGAUGCCCGACUACGAAAGGUAUCAUCACGACAAAGACAUGCUGAAGAAGUCCGCGACAACGUGGAUAGCGGAUCCGCUCGAUCUCGACGCCACCACGGAUCUGGAGUCGCUAAGGAAGAUCCUGGCGAAGGACUACAACAUGGACACUUGUUGCUUCCUCGACUCGUGCACCGCGGAGCGAUUCUUCAGGAUCGACAGGGCUCAGGAGCAGCUCCAUUACGUCACGGAUGUCGCCGUGGACGCGGUGUACGUUCUUGACGAGACAGCGGCCAAUCAAUCAUCUGGCGAACCCGAGGGAAAGCUUUCUCCAAACCAAGAAACGAAACCAGUUCAAUCGUCGCCCAGCGAAGAACGACCAAAGACAAACGCAGCCAUGACAGAAGACCCGGUCAGAGAAGAACCAGCUAAAAAAGAACCAGUUAAAGAUGAGCCGAAGGCGCAACCAAUUACGGUACCGGAGAACGCAGCGCCGAAGACUCAGGACUCCGCCAAAUCUCAGGGAUCGAUGAGCAGAAGCACACCUCAUACCGAAACGAAUAAUGCAAGGAACGGGGAAAGAGUCUCGGUUAACGAGAACAUAGUAACUGGAGCCCCUGUUAAGCAAAGUAGUUCCUCGAAAUCGAUCUCUGCGACGGCUGUUGCUCAGUCGCAACAUCGGGCACCAUUCACCUUCAUUAGUCCACGAGAUAGGCUUUUCGGUCUGAGUUCUGAAGUCCACACCUUUAGCACGGGAUUACUUGAAAAAACCAGCGACAGCAUCUUGAAAGCGGCGAAGAUUGGCGAUUUUCAGGCUAUAAAGGAUCUCCACGGGAAAGGAUAUUCACUUUUGUCUAUCGACGCCACUGGUCAAACUGCUCUUCAUUUGGCAGCGAGGCACGGUCACAGGGACAUCGUCAGGUAUCUCAUUGCUUGCGCGCCAUCGACCAUCCUCAAUAUGAUUGACAACGACAAAGGUCAGACCGCUUUGCACAAAGCGGCUCAAUAUAAGCGUCGUUCCAUUUGCUGCAUGUUGGUAGCAGGCGGUGCUACUUUAACCAUUGCGGACCGCAACGGCCACACGCCUCGUGAUCUUGCUCUGCAAGCGGAGGACCGUGACCUCGCAGCAUAUUUAUAUAGUCAAGAGCAGUUUCAGCUGACAACGGAAGAAAUGGAGAAUGCCCUUUGACCUCGGAUCGUAAUUGGGUGGGCCUGAGCCGACCCUAGGUGAAUCUGUCGUCGAUGGAAUCCAGAUGAAUCCUAAGCCGUUCGACGAUCCAAGAUCGCCGCUUAAAUCGCGCGUAUUUUAUCAUAGAUCUCGCGUAAGUCGCAACACGUGAUAAAUCGAUAUUCUUCUUCGACAAUUUAGGGUAAUGCGUUAUUCUACCAGGUGCUCUCCAGAAAAGACAAAUCCUUUUUUUUCUCAUCGAAAAUCUCGUGAUCGCUUUCAACGAGUGUUAAUAAUACGUUAACAUGUUACGCUUGGUCCUCAAGGACCAGGAGGAGUUUUUUGUUUAGGCUACGCCCGUCAUGCCAGUUUCUCUGCACCCGUAGCCGAAAAGAAAAGAGUAUUGCUUAUCAUACUUAAACAAUCUACUUGUGAACAAUCAUAAUUUUGAUAAUCAAGGUUUAAAGCUGCCAACAAAACCUUACUUGGCUGCAAUGAAAUAUUUGCCAAAGAAAUCUUCACCUUUCUCUAUUUGAUAGAUUGUCUUAGCAAUUAUCGUUGAAUUAUUGCAUUCAACAUUUAUUUGAAUUCCACAAGAGCUGAUGUCUCUAGAAGCAAAGAUUCAGCCACGUCAGAAGUUGGUGCGAUGGCGCCAAUCAUAUAUAUAUAUAUAUAAAGGUGAAGAUUUCUUUGGCAAAUAUAUAUAUAUAUUUUUUUUUCUGGGAGAAAGGAAAAACGAAGUUCAGUAGUAUUCAGGGAGUUGGACAGAAUGUUAGCUUUUAUUCCAGUUACUAUUGUUCGAAUUCGACGAUUGUUAGAGUUAGGAUUUAUUCUUCGAACGUAGUGCGUUAUUCGUUGGGUAGACGGUAUCGUUAACCCUUUGCAGAUGAUGCAGACGCUUAAUGGGGUUGUUAUAGUACUAUUGCUAGGAAAACAGAUUGUUUUAAAGAAUUUUUAUUUCGCGCAACAAAUAAUUGGGGAAUAUCAAUGUUUUUACACAUAAUGAUAGACAUGUUACAUAAAAAUAUACGUAAUGUAUGUAGAAUAUAUUCUACUAUUUCAUUUAAUAAUAUUAAUAUUUCGUUCGACAUGAGAUCAUGUAGAAUAACAUCUUUAUAUAUAAAAACAUUGAUAUUCCACAAUUAAUUGUUAUGUGAGAUAAAAAUUUCUUUAAAAUAAUCCUUUUUUUCUUUGCUGCUAAUUAAUGUGAAGUCUUCGCCCCAAAAAUGGUUGUCUGCAAGGGGUCGAAGCGUAAAGUUUUAUUCGAAUGACGACUCGAGUGGCUCGAAGAGCUGAGAAUCGAUCGUGCACGUGUUUCUUCGUUGAACGAAUCGAGUUGCAAUAAGUUCUAUCCGACUCUGCUGGCAUCCAAUGUAUUUCUAUCCACCCGUUGAAUUCUCCCCGCUUGUUCUAGGAUAUCUCGUUGCAUCGGAUACAUAUCUUUUUCUAUAAGUGUCGCGUUACAUAUACAUAUAUUAUACAUAUACAUAUAUUUUCUACGUACGGUUAAUACUGGUUAUAUAUUUAUUCUCUGUAAGGUGCAAGAAGUUUCUUCACGAUACUGUUUUUCUUGUCCGUGAACGCUCGUCGAACUUCUUUACACUGCUUGGACACAUAAACACACACAGGCACAGGUACAUACACGGAGACACGAAACGGAAGCAAAACAAAAUGCAAAAAGUAAGACAAAAAGAAUAUUCAUCGUUCGAAAUUUUAUUACUAAUGUCUCCAUCGUGACAAUCGAUCUUCCGCAUUUUUCCAAUUAUACUAACCCUCUGUUGGAGGAAUUGGAGGAAAUUUUGUAGCAUUUGAGCGCGAGAUCGUCUUAUUUAACUUAUUUAGAGUUAAUUAUUUAUUAAAGUGAGAAACACUGAAUUAAUUAACGAAUAUACAACCGACCAAAAGAUAAUUUUUUCUCCAAAAAUAAAAUUAAAUCCCACGCAAUAGAGGGUUAGAUUAGAAUUCAAAUUUGAUCAACACACUUUCCAACGCUAUGAAUAUCACCGAGGUAGCGUCGCAAAAAUAUCGAUUGCCAAAGCAGCGAUCCCUCCGCCCCCAAGAUAUCAAGCAGUCAUGUUCAUCUCGUAGGUACGUUAACUCAUUUCUGCGUUAAUCCUUUGACUUCGGGUCAAUUUUUGCUGGAAAUUCUAUGGAAUUUUAAGUGUCUCAUUGUUAUAUUUGAAACUAAACAUUCGAUGAAUAAACUGUAAACAUAAAGAAAGUUUCGUCUUAUCAUUCUCUAUAAGACGAUAUUUCUUAAAAAUUGUUAAAUUUAAACAUUUCAUCCAAUUUUUGUGGACGAAUAUAUAUGCCCUGGUCUGAGCCUAAUUUUCGAGGACGGAUAUAUACCCCUUUCACAGUCAAAGGGUUAACCAAUUGAGAUCGAUGAGGACGAGGAGAAAGAAACCACGGAAGCAGCGCGUUCGAAUGAAAGAGCGAAAGUGUGAACAAUUGAGAGCGAAACGUGAUAAAAAAAAAAAAUGGAGAAAGAGAAAAUUAUAUUACUCGGUACCAAAAUGAAAAAGGGGAUCAACGUACGAACACCAAUUAGCUCUUAAAGGACGGUCUAUCGUCACUAUUAUGAUACUGUUAAUUACACUUAGACUACUCUAAUUUUACUGUCGAAUUAUUAUAUUGUAUAAUGUACGUAUAGUACCCUUCUAAGUAUUCGUCCUGCGGGCAAGAGAAUUAUUCUGAAAAAGUACGGAGUCACGAUAAUAUACCUGUAGACGUCUACGAGGUAAGUUGUCCUCAUUGGACACGCGCGAACGUCUACUUUAAUAAUCGAUUCGAUUUUUAGCGAUGUAAAUAAAUUAAAUAACGAUGUUCAAGCGUGUCGGGGGACGAGUUUCUUAUUUUUAAGCACUCGCUGUCGUUGGAAUCUCUUUUCUGUGAUUUUUCGAGACUGUCCUCUUAAACUAAUCAUUAGUGGCGAUAUCGUGAUUAGUAAACGUGUAAAUCUUAAUAUUAGAAUUUAAUCAAGCCUUCUGCGAAUGUUGCCUGCAAAAUGAUCGAUUUCUUAUAGAAAGAAAUCCACUGUGAUGGUUAUGAUGUGAAUUUAUUUGAUUAAAUAUUCACUUACUUUGUUUAAAUACUUCUUCUAUCGAAUACAGAAGUUAGGAUAGUAUUAAUUAUAAUUAGGCUAAAAAAUACGCGAAUUCUUUUUAGAAUUAGUAAAGUGAACAUAUGCAAAUGGAGACAUACAAUUACACGUUUACUAGUUACUUUAUCUUUAUCAUUUAAGAAUCAUAAGUAUCUCAAGUAAUCUUUGAAAGUGUCAACAAUUGUACAGCUAUAUAAUUCUUCUCGAACGUGUGACUUCCUAAUCUUCGAAUUCACCCUAAGGUAUCGUCAACGAGGAGACAGUUUCAAAUAUUUACGAAACUAUUAAGAUGAAAAUGUGGGAGAAAUCGAAUCGAGCGGAUUGAAAAGUUCCCGCGCGUCUCUCUUCCUCGUGUGUCUCUAAUCCUCUUGUAAUUACUGAUAUUUUUAAGGAUCGUUAGCCUGAUAGAGAGGUUUAGCGACGAAGUAAUCGUACGUGUAUGUAUAAAUAGAUACAUCCGUAGAGUACAGGUAUUCGAUGACGAUGGCGGAAGUAAAAUGAAAAAAAAAAAAAAAAGAAAAACAAACGAAACCGAUUUAGAGAUGCCUUCGAGUGUAAGAUACCGUUGUUCUGAUUAUUUUUUAUAUGUAGAGAGUAUUAAUGGUAACGCCUUUGUAAUUCACCUGGGUGUCGCGAUGUUCAUUCGACGAAUAAACACCUCCGUUGUAUUUAAUGUCCCUAUUUAACGAAACGCCCGGUCGCGAGCGAUGUUAUUCGUCCAAUGAACGUCGCAACCGAUUUUUAGAGACCAGAACGAGAAGCCGGAGCAAUUAAAGACUUGAACAUUAGUUGAA